ACUAAAGAUGCUCAACAGAGUGCUGCUGCAAAGAUCGCAAGUUCUCCUCAGCUUGAGAAGGACUGCUUCGACUAGCACCCCUAAAUUUAGCCAGAAUUUGUUCUUUACUAACCAAUAUGUUAGCAAUAAUUAUCGGACCUUCUCGACUAAGCAAACUAAACCAGGAUCGGAUACUACCAAAUCUGAAAAGCAAGAGAAUCAGCAGAAAGGACAGAAAGAGCAGUUUGAGGAAGAGGAACACCAGGAAUUUCAUCAUGAUGAGUCUAAAGACGGCAAUUCACAUGCUAAUUUCUCCACUAGCAGGAAGAUCUUUUUUGCACUAGGAAAAGCAAUUAAAUAUUCUAUUUGGGCAUACAUCGUGCUAUUCUCCUACCAUUUCUAUCUUGUCAGGAAGAAGGAUAAGCCAGAAGAAUCAUUCGGAUGAAUAGAUUUGUUCUUAAGACAUGCUUUCAGAGCUCAGUGGCACUGAAAUGAGAUUAAUAAGCUACUAACAAGACCACCGAUUGAUAAGUUGUUACCAACAAUUCCUCCACUUCCCCCAGGCGCUAUAUAUCCAAAGACUUUGAUAAUCGGACUUAGAGGCGUGAGCGUGAAAUCUGAAUACAAGCUAGGGCUUGGGUUUGAGUAUAAAAAGAGACCUGGCCUCAACACCUUCCUGCAAAAAGCAGCUUCAAUGUACGAAGUUGUGCUCUUUGGUGAUGAAGAGUCUUCUCUAGUCCAAGAGAUCGGAAUUGCCCUUGACCCUGACCAAAGAAUGCUCCAAGGAGCUUUUGGGCACGAGUCUACGCUCUUAAAGGAUGGAAGAUACAUCAAGGAUCUCUCAUACAUGAACAGAGACACGAAGAACAUAGUCUGCAUUGACUUUGAUCCUGAAAAGUUCUAUUAUCACCAAGACAACGUCAUUAAAGUUCCAGAGUGGGAUGGAGACAACCUUGACAGAGAGCUUCUAGACCUCAUUCCCUUCCUAAGCCACUUAUCUGGCCACAAUGUCGAUGUUAAAACUGAAAUAAAGAAAUACGGAAAAGACAGGGGAUACUUAAAAUAUCAAGAAGUCCAAGAAACCAGAAGAGAGAUGAUCCAGAACAAGAAGGACUCAGGUUUCGGAGGUAUACUCAAGAAGCUUGGUAACAACCCAGGUCCCCAAGACAUGGAUGAUUAUGAUGAAAACAAACUCUUCCCCUCACAAUUCAGAAAUGAAUAAUUUAAGGAAUCAACUGGAUGAAA
Molecule: messenger RNA, 1224 nt
Organism: Moneuplotes crassus
Lineage: Eukaryota; Ciliophora; Spirotrichea; Euplotida; Euplotidae
Source: the annotation of a GenBank genome assembly